UUAAAUCACGUGACACAUCUUGUCACAUGAUGCUAAGCGGAAGUAGAAAGGUACAGUUAAUUCUGUCCUCGAACGGUUGAUUUAUAGUAAAAACGUAAAGGCUGUAUGAGAACGGACUUGAGCUGGUACAGUAAGCCGACAUGGGUGUGCCAGAACCGGAGGAAUCUUUUCUGUCACUGGACGCAAAGCUGCUCCGUUUCAUGGAUCAGCUGGAGUUACUGGAGGAGAAACGAGCCACUCUCAACUCUCUCAUAGAGCAGGGAUGGUUUUCUUUGUCCAAGGCACGAUAUUCCAUGGGAAACAAACAUGUCUCUGCACUUCAGUAUGCGAGUGAGAUCGAGCCGCUGGUCUGUGUUCAUGCUAGAACACUGGACAAUGGUGAGGCAGAGUUCUGCAUAGAAAGAGUUACACAAAGUAAAGAGUCUGGAAAAGAUGAGCGGUCUGUAGAGGAUAUUGGUCCUCAAGAAGAAGGUGUCAGGAGAAGAAACAAACCUAAAAAGGAUAUUGCAAGAAGCGAGAAAGCUCCUGAAGUAACUCCGGUAAAAAAAAAUGACCAGAAUCCUCAACAAGAUCCACUGAAAUGGUUUGGGAUUCUUGUGCCACAGUCUCUUAAACAAGCACAGUUGUCAUUCAAGCAAGUAAUAGAGCUGUCAGCUGAGAUUGCAGCUCUUCAGAUUGCAAUUUUGAACACCAGACAGGAGCUGAAGAACAGCAUGAAAGACAAACACGCGCUCCAGAAGAAAACCUCCACAGCUCAGGUAGACAAGGUGGCAGACUAAGUAACACUAUCAAGGCAAAGCUGGAGAUGAUCUUACAAGAGCCUGUGGCCACAGAGAGUGACUGAUUGGAGUCAGUAAAUUACCUCAGGGCCCAGUGAACUUUAACUGGUGGAUUUCUGAGUGAAAAUCACAUAUGUAGCUGUUCCUACCUGAUUAGUUGGUAUUAGAUACUGUUUUGUGCUGUUUUGACUGUCUGACUGAUAAAUGUGGAGCUUGUUUGAGAACACUGUCUUUGACGAUUUCUCAGAAUCAAUUAAAUUGGUGUUGUAGACUGUAAUAGAUUAAUUCAUAAAUAUAAAUAGAACCUGUUUACCUGUUUACUUUUUCAAUAAAUGAUUGGUACCUGUUUCUGAUUAGACAGUAAAGAGGUUAUGAGUUGAACUAAUGGCUUCAUUAAUUAUUAAUAAAUCAUUUACUGCUACUUUAUAGAUCAGUUUAAAGCUAAUUAGAAUUGUUGUUUGCCAGGUGUUGUUCAGCAUCAUUUUUACUUGGUAAGUAUGCAGUUGUAAUAUUAAAUAGAUUGUGUAUAAAUAGAUUACAGUCCAGAUCCUCUGCAGCCCUUUUCCACAACGAAAAUGUCAUACAUACUGACUAGCCUCUCAAUCAUUUUAUAUAUUUUACUGUAUUGUAUGCUUGACAUCUUAGUAUGUUUUAUAUGCUGCUUUAAAUUUUUAUCUUAUGUCUCUUUACUGUAUUCUUUCAGUGGUUUGUAUCUUAAUAUUCAUUUUUGUUGUGUGGUCUGUGUAAAGCCCUUUGUAGCACUGGUUUGUUGAAGUGCUCACUUAAGAAAGUUUAAUGUUUAAUGUAAUUAUUAUUACAAGGUCCAGUUAGUAAGGGUAUUUUUCACAACCUGGCAACUCAAACGUUGUUCUUAUUACUGGUUUAUAACUAGUUUGCAAAGCCUUUGAUUUGAGUAUGAUUUACUAACCAUAAAAAACCCAUUACUCUC
This is a messenger RNA of Lates calcarifer (barramundi perch), 1728 nucleotides long. It is a transcript of the gene vma22, whose product is annotated as coiled-coil domain containing 115. Lineage: Eukaryota; Metazoa; Chordata; Actinopteri; Centropomidae. The coding region runs from base 141 to 779 and encodes 212 amino acids. The transcript is spliced from 5 exons. The record is from RefSeq and is a predicted model, not a curated record. Gene Ontology annotation, cellular component: extrinsic component of endoplasmic reticulum membrane. Gene Ontology annotation, biological process: vacuolar proton-transporting V-type ATPase complex assembly.